CGCUCAUUGUUGACACGGGCCCUUCCGUUCUUCACCAGCCAUCAGCCAUCCCCCAUCCAACGUGGACCCCCCCCAAACAACACAUGCGAGCUUGUACCUCUGUUCUUCAUCACCAUCACCAGCUUCAUUUGCUCCCCUCUGGCCGUGGCUCAGUGUCCCAUUGCGUAUACACAUUAUACCUCCACUUACAACGCCUUGUCAAUUGCUGAAAUUCGCUUUAUGCGCAUUCGCUUUCGACCUACCUACCAACAUGUCCAACCAUAGAUACAACUCGUGGCUGAAGACCAAGAAGAAGGGCGAACUCGAGAAUCUUGCUGAGUCUGUUGGUCUGUCAGAGUAUGUUCAUUUCACACCCGAUCUACUGAUAUACGUGCCAUUUACGCGCGCACCACCCGUUCUCCAAUAUUGCCCGCAUCGCCUUUCUUUGUUCUUAUUUUGCGCCCAAGCAUGUCCAAGCGCCUUCGCGACGCGCCCACUCUACCAUCAUGACCCCUCUAUGCGAUCAAGGAAACACUCUUGCGCUGACACGAAUAUGCAGUAUCGACGGUUACAAGAAAGACGACCUUGGUGUGGCUCUUGAUAACUACCUUACUGAGAACUCAACGCGCUUUCUCGCCAACCCCGAGCUCGCUGGCUACUUCAACAGCCGCUCCAAGGCCCAAGGAUCUCCAAUCAAGAGAGAAGUGAAUCGUGAAGAUGCCCUGAAGGUAGUCCGAAGACGACCCUCCAAGGUCGUGGAAGAAGUAACCCCCGAAAGCGACGAUGCCUCUUCUCCCCAAGCUACAUCGACAGCACUCGUCGAGACUCCUGGUCGCGCUCUGUCCGAGGUCGCAUCGCGCAUUGCGCUUCCCGCCACGCCCGCUGAUGUUGCUCUCGCUGUUGAUCGCUCCACUAGCAUUGUGCGCCAGCGCGUCUCGUCACUUUACGAGGAGAGUGGAAUCACCGAGGUCAGUCAUGCGACUCGCGACACUCUCAGUACCGUCACCAGCAUCCUAUUCUGUGUCGCGGGUUGGGAGCUAUGGAACGUUCGGCGCGAAAUUCUAAGCAAUGUUUACGCGUUUACAAUUCCCGCUAUCAGCACACUCGGCACAUCGGACUACCCUGUCUAUGUUCCUGAUAUGUUCCUUCUUUUAACGUCUAGCUUCUGGUCUCCCGCCUUGACUUGGAUACUGACCAGCGUCAUCAUCCCCUCCUUUGCUGGUUACUUCUUCAACCUGAGCGCGACAAGCCCCCCACCUUCGCGCGGACGCCCUCGCCCAAGCCAUGCGGACUAUGUCGUCGAUCCCUUGACUUUUAGCAUCGUCAAAGCCUUGGUUUCAUUCGUUGUUUACGGCCAAGGCGUUAAUUUUGGCGGUCUUUUGAACGAUCUGUCUAUAAUGCGCCUUGAGAACGCCAUAUAUGGCGGCUAUAAGGGCAUCCUGACUGGCACUGCUGUCACUGCCGUGGUCAGCAUUUACGACGCCGUUCUGAGGAAGUAAGAUGUUUCGAGGUGAGCCCAGUGCUGUACAGGGUUAUUGAUUCUCAACAACCUAUUAUACGAUUUGGGAGACAGCAGCAGAGAUGACGAGCAACCCAUAUCGCUCAUAUACUCAGCGACACUCGCUUGAGUUACUCAGUCUUGCAUUUGGGCGUCAUGGCGUUGGAGGGUUUUUCAGUGUUGAAGGCGUCAGGGGAUUUUGAUACCUCAGGGAUAAUUGUGUUCUCUUGGCUUUGCCUCUUAAAGGUGGUACUUUUUGCGAGCUCUUUUGGGUUCAGCAAGCCGUUGUGAUGCGCCCUUUGCCUGCGGUCUGAAGCAUUCAUCAGCCCUUCGUCGUUGAACGAAGUCGAAUGUGACGAGGCAAGGAAUUCCCCGAAAACGCACGAAAUGGCGAGCGCAUAUUGCUCCAUACUAAGUUGACGGCCAGCCUGGAGCCGGCAUUUAGUUCCUUUAUAUUGAUGUUUUGGUGUCAUUCUGAGUUGGGACAUGGAGACUGGUUAGUUGGAAGAAGGCGCCUUCAAUUGAAUGGAUGAUGGCUUAGCUUAUAGUAGGGACUUUUGAAUUAUGAACAGAUAAUAUGCCCUGAAUGACUCUUCUUUUCCAGCCCCUGCACUCCAAGAGAAUAC
Messenger RNA from Fusarium odoratissimum NRRL 54006, 2103 nucleotides. RefSeq lists its product as uncharacterized. Gene Ontology annotation, cellular component: membrane. The transcript has 2 exons. NCBI's taxonomy places the organism in Eukaryota, Fungi, Ascomycota, Sordariomycetes, Hypocreales, Nectriaceae. Bases 486 to 1478 code for a protein of 330 amino acids. The record is from RefSeq and is a predicted model, not a curated record.